This is a messenger RNA of Dothidotthia symphoricarpi CBS 119687, 1254 nucleotides long. RefSeq names its product nucleotide sugar dehydrogenase. Gene Ontology annotation, biological process: polysaccharide biosynthetic process. The transcript is spliced from 2 exons. Bases 1 to 1254 code for a protein of 417 amino acids. Lineage: Eukaryota; Fungi; Ascomycota; Dothideomycetes; Pleosporales; Dothidotthiaceae. The record is from RefSeq and is a predicted model, not a curated record. Gene Ontology annotation, molecular function: oxidoreductase activity, acting on the CH-CH group of donors, NAD or NADP as acceptor; NAD binding; oxidoreductase activity, acting on the CH-OH group of donors, NAD or NADP as acceptor.
AUGGUCUCAACCAAGUCCCGACAUACAUGUUCUUCGGCACUUGUAUCCACAAGUAGCCUGAAGGAGUCAAAGGGUCUUCCGAUUGUUGCAGUCAUUGGAGUCGGCUAUGUCGGAGCUCAUCUGGUUCAAGCUUUUUCCUUGUCACUUGACGUAAUCGGCUACGAUAUAUCAUGUACGAGAAUACAAAAGCUGAUUUCUGAGACCCCCCGGUCGAACCGCGUCACAUAUUCGAACAACGUUGAGAGCUUACAAAGUGCCCAUCACUUCCUGAUAUCAGUACCAACAAGUUUGGAGACUGAUAACAGCAUUGAUCUUUCUCAUUUGGAAAGCGCACUCGAGAUUGUGCAGCGGUACGCACGCCGGGGUUCAAUUGUUGUCAUCGAGAGCAGCGUUGCUAUUGGGACAACUCGAAGGCUCCUAGAACCACUUGCCAGGACUCGUGGAGUUUUUGCGGGAAUGUCUCCAGAACGAAUCGACCCGGGUAGAGUGUCACCUCCUGCCUGUGCCAUACCAAAAGUAGUGUCUGGGCUUGAUGAUGUUGUCCCUGGGUCGCUCAACGCAAUCGCUCAGCUAUAUGAAUCUGUAUUCGACACCGUCAUCCGGGUCAGCAAGCCCGAGGUCGCAGAGAUGGUGAAACUGUAUGAGAACUGCCAAAGGACGAUAGCUGUCGCGUACGCAAAUGAGAUGGCGGAUGCUUGCAUUCCGUUCGGCAUUGAUCCUUUCGAAGUGGCCGAAACGGCUGCCAGCAAACCAUUCGGAUAUCUUCCGAUGUUCCCUUCUCUUGGAAUCGGUGGACACUGCAUACCAGUCAACCCAAUCUACUUUAUGUCGACAUGCAACCUUCCAUUACUCCGGCAGGCACAUGAAAAGAUGACCGCACGUCCUUCUGAAAUUGCUAGCAAUCUGCUUACCUCAAUGUUGGAUGAGAAUCACCGGCUCUACAGCGCUACCCACAAACUACGUCUGCUUGUAGUUGGCUUGGGUUUCAAGGCCGGUCAGGCUGACCUGGCAAACUCACCUGGAAUGAAGUUACUGAACUUCAUGCGGGAUUCGACCAAAGUGGAUUUGAUGUUCUGCGAUCCUUUAGUUGGACAAGCCAACAUCCCUGAAGUACCCAAGUUGAAAGAAAGUCACUGGACGGAUGAAAUUCUAGGAACCUUCCAUGCGAUCGUUGUAGCAACUAAACAACCGGGGCUUGACUACAGUAUUUUGAAGAGGCUACAAGGUGUGAAAGUAGAGAUAUGGCAAAGGUGA